This is a messenger RNA of Lepus europaeus (European hare), 968 nucleotides long. RefSeq names its product proline rich 7, synaptic (gene PRR7). Bases 81 to 896 code for a protein of 271 amino acids. The transcript has 2 exons. Lineage: Eukaryota; Metazoa; Chordata; Mammalia; Lagomorpha; Leporidae. The record is from RefSeq and is a predicted model, not a curated record.
CGCGGGGCGCGGGCUCGGGGCCACGCAGAGGAGCCCAGUGUCCAGUGAAGCCGCCGAGGACCGCCGCCCGCGCCGCCGCCAUGGUGAUGUCCCAGGGCACCUACACGUUCCUCACGUGCUUCGCCGGCUUCUGGCUGAUCUGGGGUCUCAUCGUCUUGCUCUGCUGCUUCUGCAGCUUCCUGCGCCGCCGCCUCAAACGGCGCCAGGAGGAGCGACUGCGGGAGCAGAACCUCCGAGCCCUGGAGCUGGAGCCCCUGGAGCUCGAGGGCAGCCUGGCCGGGAGUCCCCCGGGCCUGGCGCCGCCGCCGCCCCCGCACCGCGGCCGCCUGGAGGCGCCGGCGCACGCCCACCAGCACGUGCACGUGCACCCGCUGCUGCACCACGGCCCCGCGCAGCCGCACGCGCACCCGCACCCGCACCCGCACCACCACGCGCUUCCUCACCCACCGCCACCGCACCUCUCGGUGCCGCCGCGGCCCUGGAGCUACCCGCGCCAAGCGGAAUCGGACAUGUCCAAGCCGCCGUGUUACGAAGAGGCGGUGCUGAUGGCGGAGCCGCCGCCGCCCUACAGCGAGGUGCUCACGGACACGCGCGGCCUCUACCGCAAGAUCGUCACGCCCUUCCUGAGCCGCCGCGACAGUGCGGAGAAGCAGGAGCAGCCGCCGCCCAGCUAUAAGCCGCUCUUCCUGGACCGGGGCUACACGUCGGCGCUGCACCUGCCCAGCGCCCCGCGGCCCGCGCCGCCCUGCCCUGCCCUCUGCCUGCAGGCCGACCGCGGCCGCCGGGUUUUCCCCAGCUGGACCGACUCGGAGCUCAGCAGCCGCGAGCCCAUGGAGCACGGAGCCUGGCGCCUGCCGGUCUCCAUCCCCUUGUUCGGGAGGACUACAGCCGUAUAGAGCGGCGCCCACCCCCGGCGGACUCCUGGCCUCACGGCGGGGCUUUUUAACCGCUUCCCUUGGACUGCGGGG